UGUCACACCGAGCAGGAAGUUUUCCAGCCCAGCGCCAGUUACACCCUGUCGGGGUUUUUCGCUUCACUGUCGACAGAGAAGUGUGUUUUUGAAAGAGCGGACUGUUGUUCAUUUGAAAGGUUAAAAAUGAGCCUCCAUCGAGCGCUGCUGGUGUUAACGUGUGUGUCGCUGUCGACCACACUCAGGAUUUUAUCCGGACGUCUCAAGUGCUCUCAACAGGAAUUGAAUUGUGAAGUUCGUGAAACUAACUGUCUGGACAAACGGUGGCUGAAAGUUCAUGAUUACACUCCCAGCAGUCCAGAGGACCUGCGGGUGUCGGUGGACGUCAGGCCAGAUGAGGCAGGACUCCUGCAGCCAGUGCUAGAGGCUAGUUGGAAGUUAAAGGACGAUGGUAGUAUCCAUUUCCUAAAUGCCACCGAGCUUCAUGUUCUGGUGGAAUCCACCAAUCAGAACCUGUGUGUUCGAUAUUCUUUCAAUAAAGAACUCCCGAUGAGAAGUCCAUCAGGAGAAAAGUGGUCAUUCUCAGCUGAUAUGCUGGUUUUGGAUCCGGGGCAGAGCUACCAGGUCUCUGUCUUCAACAUACCCAAACCAGAACUGCACCACAGCAGCUACGACAUCAGGGAAAAGGUCACAGUUCCUGGUUGUAAAGAUCCAAAUAUGACGAAUACACAGUUCUGCAUAGAGAGAGGAAGUCUGUGGCAGCCAAACAUCAGUCUGAGUCAGGUCACUCUAGCUGAUGGAAAACCUGCUCUGGCUGUCAACUUCAGCCCUGACAACCUGUGUGAGAACUACAAGGUUAUUGUUCGCUGCUCCUCUUAUCAGAAUUCCUACAAUUUAAAUAAGGCAAAUCAGACCCUGAAAGUAACAGUCAGCCUGGAUACAUGGCCAAGAUCAUGCUGCCAGUUUGAUGUUGAGAUUAAACCUUAUUUCUCAAAAUGUGGUGAAGACUGUACCCGUCCAAGGAAAACUCACAAUAUUUGCCCCAAUGUGACGAAAGGUCCUGCAGCGAUCCCAGCAGAUAAUGCCCCUGACUACAAGUUAGUUUCCCUGGGAGUGGUGUCGAUGUGUAUACUGACGGCAGCUGUUACGUUUGCCAUCUGCAGGAAGCCAGGGAAAACUAAUGUUAGUGCAGGACCAAAGGGAGUUCAGGAAGUGCAGCCAGUCAAACAAAAGCCCAAAGUAUUGGUCAUCUACUCCCAAGACCACCAUCUCUACAGAGACAUUGUGCUGAAACUCUGCACCUUCCUCCAGACAAAGUGUGGCACUAAGGUGCUAGUAGACCUGCUCGACUCCACCUCAGUCGGCAUGGUGGGUCGUCUGCGCUGGCUCGAGUGGCAGCGGCAGCAGCUGAAAGAUCCCUCGGACAAAAUUCUCGUGCUGUGCUCACGAGGCGUCCAGGCAAAGUGGAAGGCCAUGUGUGGUCAAGGACGAGUGACUUUGAAGGAAGACCUCCUAUCGCCCACAGACGACAUGCUCACUCCUUUUCUUAACCUCUUUCUGCCAGAAAUGCACCAGGCAGGCAUGCUGGGCAAGUACAUGGUAGCUUAUUUUGAUGACAUCAGCAGCGAAAAAGACGUGCCGUCGGUUUUCGACAUUGCAGUGAAAUACAGUCUGAUGAAGCACUUUGAAGAGCUGUUCUUCCGCAUCUUAGACAUCGAAAAGUAUCAGCCAGGGCAGGUGAAGCACAUUGAGGGAAUCGGUGCAGAUGAAUAUUUCAACUGUCCCUCUGGUAAAGCUCUGAGGACAGCCAUUGAAACCUUCCAGGCGUACCAGUUUGAAAAUCCCGACUGGUUCGAGAAGCAGUGUGUGGUUAGUGAAGAGGAGGUCCUAAUUGACGCCAACAUGCUCAUUGAACAGCUGCACAUCCCUCCUGUCCUUGAAUGUGUCCCUCUAAUCAGAGAUGAGUUUCCUGUCUAUGUUCAUGACGUGGAAAUCAAUGAAAACAGCAACAGCAUUCAUAUUCUCACCCCUGAACUGAACCCAGAGAGUCAGCUGUCCUCAGUAAUAGAACUUAUACCUGCAGUCAAUCCAACAGACAGACAUCAGCAUUCAUCUGGCCUGGAGAACGUACUGACAGAGUCUAUCUACGUAGCUGAGCCAGUUUUAAACAAUCCACCAGCACCCAGACACAACUGGAUCUCCCUUGUGGAUGAACCUUUUAGUCAAAUUCCCACUGAAGAUAAUGAGGAGGAUUCCUUGAUAUCUCUGAACCAAGCUUCUGCUUAUUUGGACCACAGAAGCCAAGCUCCGCCGAACUCUCUGGACUUUAAUUCUCCAGAAUCCUCGUGCACAAGCGUUCCAAGGCAGCGUUUCCCCCCCUCUGAAAUGGAUAACUCUGAACAUGUGCCGAUAGAGGAGAACGAGGCUCUGGAGCCAAAAGGACCCAGCAGUGGCUCCGAUCAAGGCUACAGCUCAAAAAACUCCUCCCAGCACGAGUCACUGGUGGCUUUGGCAAAGCUGCAGAAGGAGCUGUUUGAAGAGAAUCUCAGAUGCUCUGAGGGGAACGACUUCGAGUGACAUUACAGUGUGACAUACAUAUAUUUGAUGAUAUUUCUUACUGGCAACAUGAUGUUGCUGUGGCAGACUGUUCAUGUCGGCUUCUUCUUUGGGGUUAAUCAUUCACAGGGGAGUUUGCAAACCAGUGACUGCCCAGGUGCCGCUGAUCCAAGGGAAGGCCAGAAAGUCCCACAUUUAAAAGUGGGCAAUAAGCAAAAGACUCUUGACCAGUAAUGUGCUUGUGUAAUAUUACUUUACCCAGUAAAAAGUGUUUUAUUGGACUAGGAUGUUUAAAACUCUUUAAAGUUGCGAAUAACCGUUUAUGUUAUGUGACUGUAGCAGGAGGACGAUACAUUCAUGAACCACAAACGUAGGAGUCGUGUUGUUUUUAAAAAUGUGUCUUUUUCAAAGAUAUAAAGAACAUUGAUUACUGCGAGUUUUGUACCUGCAAAGAAAAAUCCAAAAUGCAUCUAAUGUGAUGUUUUUAAAGUUGUACUGCAGCUGAUAACAGCUGAGUCAUUAAUCAUUAACAGUAUGAAUAUACGCCUUACAGCAUUGUAGCGUGACUGUUAGGGAUCAGAGUGUAUUCAUAUUUGUGUUACUCUAAAACUUGUGUUGUUAAUUGUUGACAGGCCAGACAGUUGUCAUGGGAACAUGAGCCGGCGAUAUUGUAGAAAACAGUUACAGCAUGAAUUUGACAAAAUAUUUGCAUUUGGUGUAAAUGAAUUCGUAAUAGCUUUUUUUGCUAAAGGGCCCACUAUAGAGGUGUGAUUGUGUUCCUUACAGGAAGUAGACUUUUUUCAUUUCCCCGCCUACACAGACUCUUUGUUUGUCAGCUUGUCUCCUCGGACAUGUGGCCUUAAAGCUGCAUGUUGAAUGAGGCCAGAGAGGAAGCAGGGGUACAUUUAAGCCUCUGGAAAAUCACUAAACAUGUAUAUAUGCCUGUAUAUAUAUACAGGUGUGAAUGUGAGUGCGAAUGGUUGUCUGUGUGUUGGCCCUGCGACAGACUGGCGACCUGUACAGGGUGUACCCUGCCUCUCACCCUAAGACAGCUGGGAUAGGCUCCAGCGCCCCCACGACCCUGAAAAGGAUGAGGGAGGGAUGGAUGGAAGAAUAAAAGUUUAGUGGCCAAUCAAUGGGUGAGGGAGGGGCUUGGAUAAGCCUUAGAUAACACACACCUACCUGACACCUAAAUCAGGCAAACAAGAAGUGAUUGAAGUUGGAGGCAAAUUAAUAUUAUCAAUGAAUAUUUUCAGAUGAUCACAGUCUUGUAUUUGUUCCCUUGAGAAAGGGUCAUUUCCAUUUCCAGUCUACUGGUGGGUGCACUGAUGUAGAAUGUAGUUGACUGUACUGGCGCACAAUACCAACGACUGGGAGUGCAUCUGUAAUAUGAUGCUGUUUAGCUAGUGUUCACACAUGUACAGCACA
Messenger RNA from Oreochromis niloticus (Nile tilapia), 3924 nucleotides. It is a transcript of the gene il17ra1a, whose product is annotated as interleukin 17 receptor A1a. The transcript has 11 exons. Bases 127 to 2517 code for a protein of 796 amino acids. Gene Ontology annotation, molecular function: interleukin-17 receptor activity. Lineage: Eukaryota; Metazoa; Chordata; Actinopteri; Cichliformes; Cichlidae. The record is from RefSeq and is a predicted model, not a curated record.